AUGAACAGCUAUGUCGACCAGAGUCCUCGCUCUAUGGGCGGUGGACGAUUCCUCAGAGACCCUGGCGAUGGAAUCCGUUCCAAGUCCCAAAGCCCAUUUCGCCUCUCCAUGCCUUCAAUAUCGCCCGGCCAGGUUGCCUUUUCCGCAAUGCAAUACCUGCCUGUCCCUGUCAUCAUACUAAACAACCUCAAGACCGUUGUACUCGCCAACGAAGCCAUGGGGAGGAUGCUUGGCAUCAUCUCGGAUGAUUUGAGCGAUGAGGAUGUGUCGGCAACGAUGGAGAAGUUGCGUGGUCAGACUCUGCCACAGGUAGGCAUUGAUAUGAUCCAGGAUGGCCGCCCUGUAUGGGUUACAUGGGAGACCUUCCUCGACACCCUCAUCACUGAAGUCGGCAUACGGCCACCGGCCUCGAGCCAACAACGACGACAAUCUCACUUUGGAGCCGCCGGCGACGCCACGCCAACUGCCACCACCGCUCUUACUGAGCAGGUCAAGCCCAUCGAACGACCGACGCAGGAUGCGACAGUAGAGGUCGUCAUUACUAGAAAAGACAUCACCAAAACCGCAUUCAACAGCCGGUACAAGUCAAAAGAAUCCGAAUACCACGCCUUUGCCAAGAUGAUCAUUACCGUCUGGGAAAUCGAGGAUAAGCAAAUCUUCUUUACCUUGACCUUCACCAACACCCAGUCGGCUUCGCCGAUGCCGCCCAGUAACCGAAGGGCCAUCGCUCGAUCCAGCAUCCUUGAAGCUGUCGAGAAAAAGUCCAUUGCCACCUCGAACCCAUCGUCUGUCGCAUCUAGUCGAGACUCCAGCUCGCCCCUGUUUUACAGCCCGGGCGUCAUCACCAUGUCUUCGAGCCCGUUCCCUCCCAUGGGACCCCCGUCCAUUGCAUCUCAUUCGCAAGCAAGCACGCCUUCCGUGCUCCAGAAAAUGAUUAGGAUGAAGGACGCUCUCAUUGAUAACACGCAGAUGCCUGUCGUUGCCAUGUGGAAGGAUGGCAGUGUAACAUUUCCGAAUAAAGCGGCCAGAGAGCUCUUCCCCGUCGAUACCGAUCUCGACUCGUCUAGCGAUGGAUUUCACCUGCUGCAAAAAUGGAAAGUAUGGAACGAAGAUUUCACAAGGCAGCUGGAUGUCAGCGAGUAUCCAAUCUCCACUUUACUUCGGACGGAGACGCCGUUCGACAGCAAGCGUAUCGGCAUGUACGCACGCAGCGGGAAGAAGAUCAUAUUUGAUGUGCUGGGAGAAGGCAUCUACGAUGAGACCACACACGAAUUUCUCGCCGGCAUAGUGACUGGGCGUGAUGUGACAAUGAUGAGGGAGGAGAUUACUCAUAUCAAAGAGCGUGACGAGGAGCGGUUCAAGAUCAUUUGCGACGCCAUGCCGCAGCUUGUAUGGACAGCACGCCCAAACGGAAUGCACGAUUUCUUCAAUACGAAAUGGUACGCGUACACCGGCCUGACUCCCGAGCAGUGUGUUGGCCUGAACUGGCAAGCUGCCAUUCAUCCUGACGAGUUGCCCGAGGCUCGCUCCCGGUGGAGUCGCUCUCUGGAAACUGGAGAUCCCUAUGUCAUGGAAUACCGUUGCCUUAGCAAGGAGGGAGAGUGGCGGUGGUUUCUCGGCCGUGCACUUGCUGUGCGCGACAAGGAAACGGGUAACAUUGAGAAAUGGUUUGGAACUUGCACCGACAUUCACGAGAGCAUGCAGACGAAAUUGAGUGCUAAGCGUACUCGCCAACAGUUGCUAAGCGUGAUUGCCCACUCGCAUACCACCAUCUUCACUGUUGACCCCGAGCGCCGUGUUACGAUGCUGGAGGGCGCCUUGAUCUGGAACAGCGCCUCUGAAGACAACCACGAGAAAAGCAGGUGGUUUAUUGGAGAGAACAUGUACACAGUUUUCAACCGAAUCUCGGGACGGGUGCUUGACGCAGAGCGUCUUAAGUGGCUUCAACCUAUUGAGGACAUUCUUGAAGGAAGGAGCAAUGAAGAUGUGAAGGAACAUGCCCUCGACGACCGCUGGUAUCGAACACGAUUUCAUCCAAUGCUCGGCAAAAAGACCAAGGAUGGGAUGGCUACCAAGGAGACGUGUAUUGAGGGGGCCAUCGGUGUAAUAAUGGAUGUCACUGAACUGAAAAUCAGAGGGGAAGCCUUGCGAGAGCAGUCUAAGGAGAAGCGUCGCGCAAUGGCAAAUGAGGCUGCUGCUAAAGAAGCUACCAGGCUGAAGAGCCAGUUCUUGGCCAACAUGUCCCACGAAAUCAGGACGCCUAUUACUGGGGUUCUUGGCAUGGCAGAAUUGUUGAGCGAUAUGGAGCUGAGUAAGGAGCAGCGUGAAUAUGUCGACAACAUUCAAAGCUCCGCUACAUCGCUGCUCACCGUAAUCAACGAUAUCCUGGAUUUUUCAAAGGUAGAAUCGGGUCGCUUGGACAUUGAAGAAGUCCAGUUUUCCCUCUCUCACAUUGUUCAAGAUGUGAGGAAGAUGCUCAAGUUUGCUGUUGAACGGAAAAACCUAGAUUUUCGAUCCGACGUUGGGAAGGACAUUGCCAAUGAACGCGUGGUCCUUGGUGACCCCGGCCGGUUGCGGCAGAUCAUUACCAAUCUCCUCACAAACAGCAUCAAGUUCACCAAUCAGGGAUAUGUGAGAUUUUCGGUGGUCAAGGAGCGCGAAACGGCCGAGACAAUCGAGGUUCGCUUUGUCAUUGAAGACUCGGGAAUUGGCAUUGAGGACGAUGUUCGCAAGAAGCUGUUUAAGCCGUUCAGCCAAGGUGAUCCGUCUACGGCGCGGAAAUUUGGCGGCACUGGACUGGGAUUGACAAUCUGCAAGAACUUGCUGGACCUGAUGAAUGGUCGCAUCAAGUUGGAAUCCAAUGUGGGCUCGGGCACGAAAGCCACGUUUUGGAUCCCUUUUAUGAAGCCGACGGGAGCCCCAGCUCCUACGUUGGUAGAACCGGGGGCCAUUCCCGACCGGCUGCAGUCUGAGCUGAGCCUGUCAUGCAACAGCUCAGAAUAUGAGCAGGUGACAGGCGCUUCCCAAGGCUCGGAUGGCGUUACGAGUAACUCUGCUGGCAAAUCUCGUCGGCGCCCAUCCCUACGGACGCCCCCUCCAGCCGAGCAGGAGCUGCCUCUAUCCGAACGAUCGCGAUUGCAUAUAUUGGUGGUAGAGGAUAACCCGGUAAAUCAAAAAAUUGCCACACGUACAAUUGGAAAGCUUGGCUUCCAGGUCUCGGCGACUUGGAAUGGCAAAGAAGCGUUGGACUACAUGAUUGGCGCAUCAAAGGGCCAAAACAAAAUGCCCGACAUUAUACUAAUGGAUGUGCAGAUGCCCAUCAUUGAUGGUUACAAAUGCACCCAUCUUCUUCGACAUCAUCUUCCAUACAAAACCCUUGUUCAAAAUGUGCCCAUCGUGGCCAUGACUGCAUCUGCAAUCCACGGAGAUCGUGAGAAGUGUACUAGAGCCGGCAUGGACGACUAUCUACCGAAACCGGUGACAAUGAAGGUGUUGGAGAAGAUGCUGAUCAGAUGGUCUCUGACACGGCGUCACCCCCAAUCGGAGCCGCCUGCUUCUGAUUGCUCCGAGAUGGGUGAGCAUUGUGACAAUGCAGACAUCCCGCAUCUGGGCAUCGAAGAGAGCGACCCAUCUCCUCUUUCAGCAUCUGAAGAAUUUCAUACUAGCCCAGUUACACCACGACCACUUACAACCAAUGGAGAGCACGAGCCUUCGCCAUUUGACUCUGCUAUUGCGGUCGAAAUGUCACCUCCAAUCCGCCGACUUGAAGAUGAGCAAGAGUGGUCGAACAUGCUUCAUGAGACGAAGCUCAUUGAUGCGGCCGGAGGUGUACCGGCCGACCUUCGCAACAAUUCUCUUCCCGAGCCGGGUACAGGGGAGGCUCUGACUGAAGAGAAUGUCAACAAGCUGGAGAACGGAACGGGGACCUGA
This is a messenger RNA of Trichoderma virens Gv29-8, 3930 nucleotides long. RefSeq lists its product as uncharacterized. Gene Ontology annotation, biological process: phosphorylation; phosphorelay signal transduction system. NCBI's taxonomy places the organism in Eukaryota, Fungi, Ascomycota, Sordariomycetes, Hypocreales, Hypocreaceae. The transcript is spliced from 4 exons. The coding region runs from base 1 to 3930 and encodes 1309 amino acids. Gene Ontology annotation, molecular function: phosphorelay sensor kinase activity; protein binding. The record is from RefSeq and is a predicted model, not a curated record.